Messenger RNA from Haemonchus placei, 1170 nucleotides. The record is from the annotation of a GenBank genome assembly. NCBI's taxonomy places the organism in Eukaryota, Metazoa, Nematoda, Chromadorea, Rhabditida, Trichostrongylidae.
AUGGUGUCGAGGGGCGACUCGUCAGAUGGAGAUCUUCCAGGAAUGCGAUUUAUUGUCAAUCUUGUCAAGGACCCAUCAAGUGGACUUGGCCUUACGUUGGUUGACGGUAACUUAAAUGGCGUCAAGGGUGUCUAUGUGAAGUCCGUUGCUGAAAAUGGCGCUGGAAUGCGAGCAUCUUACGUUCAGGGUCUAUGUGUGGGUGACCGUUUGUUGGGUGUCGAUGGUGCCUCGCUUGAGGGCGGUGAUCGACAUCGUGCAGUGGAACUCGUCCGACAGGCCGGUGAUACCGUCUGUAUGGAAAUCGCCCGAUUGGACGGAGUAGUACGUCAUGAAAAAUCUCAACGUAGUAGUGACAAUACUGUGAAGAAAUCCGGUGCCAACAGCGGAUCGGCUGGAGUGAUUACUGUAACGCCACCGAAAGGGAUAUGCCUUAAAAGGAAUUUAGGUGUGUCUCGCACACCGCCGGCUCCACGACGUGCUGCAAAUCGACGGCAGCGGGCAGUGUCCGAUUUUGGUGCCAUUGGUGAUACGUUGCCGGCUCUCGACAGCGAUAAUGUGAUCAAUAUUAAAGCAAUUUCCGGAUUACACCUGGAUGAGUCGGAUGAGGAACAAGGCGAAUACCGUCUGCCAACUACUUCAAUGUAUUCGUUUGAACAUCAGUACGAUGAUGAAAGCCCAACAUCUCCCACAGCAAAGACUCCAGAGGAUUCCCAACCAUCUCGACACAUGCCUCCGUCGACAGACGGAAGGCGGAAAUAUCGAUAUGCAAGGAAAUCCAACUUGGAAUGGACAGAUGAGUUGGAAGAAGUUGGUGAAGAGGCCGAGGUCGAAGAUGACAUCAUAAAUGUGAAGCUGGAACGUAACUCAGUUGGCUCAUUGGGUGUACAGAUCGCGUCUGUAGGUGGACGAGUUUGCAUCAAACAGUUGACCGCUGAACCAGCAGCUGGUCAUCCAGAUAUUCAUGUCGGUGACGCUCUUGUCUAUGUGAACGGGGAGCCGGUGACAAACAAAUCGCAUCAAGAAGUGGUUUCAAUGUUGCGUAGUGGAGGUAAUGUCGUCACGCUCGGACUACGACGUGAAACCCAAAGAAAUGGCAACAUAAUCACCGCCGUUCUGGAGAAAAAGCCUGAAGGUUCUUUAGGUAAGUACGAGAAUUUGAGGAAGAUUUGA